Molecule: messenger RNA, 2074 nt
Organism: Ruditapes philippinarum (Manila clam)
Lineage: Eukaryota; Metazoa; Mollusca; Bivalvia; Venerida; Veneridae
Product: zinc finger SWIM domain-containing protein 7-like
Exons: 6
Coding region: 131-553 (140 amino acids)
Biological process (GO): double-strand break repair via homologous recombination
Cellular component (GO): Shu complex
Molecular function (GO): zinc ion binding
Source: RefSeq, a predicted model, not a curated record
GCACCGGUAAGAUUUUCAGGGAAAGGACAAGAUUUUUUUAAAAAAGAAAUUCAAUGUUCUGCUGAUGGCAAUUUGAUGCCAUCAAAGACUGAUUUCACGGAUCUGAAAUUGCAGAUGAUUAACUACCAACAUGACUUCUGUUUCAAGUGAUGUGUUUGAAGCAGUGACUAGUCAAUUAUUUGUGGAACUAAGACAAGUUUACAAGGAUACUGGAAAAGUUACAGAUGAAAUUUUGUCAGCGUUGAGUAAUGUAUAUCAAGCUCCGUUAUUGCCGGCAUUAGAUCUGGUUGACAGUAGAAGUGUUUCUCGACUUGUUUGUCCUGCAGGUAGACAGUUGUAUCAGGUGAUUGGAAGUUCAGGUACACCAUAUACAUGUUUCAAGGGAAAUCACUACUGUUCUUGUCCUGCAUAUAGAUUCUCUGUUUUGAAUAAAGAGGAACUAUCUAUGUGUAAGCACGUACUUGCAGUGAAGCUGUCAGAUGCUAUGGAGGUAACUAAGAAACUUGAAGUGACAGAUAAAGAAUUGACUGACUUGUUGAUCAACUUGGAAUGAAAAACUGGACUAAAGCAGAUAUUCAGGAUUUUUAAGAGGAGGUUGAAUGCUGCUUAAUUUUUAUCGUUAUAAUUUAAGAGUAUUUGAUAUGGAAGGAGUUUAUAAACUGAACUGAUCACUUUUACAAAAACUGUGAGUUCAGUCACAGGUUUAUAAUAUGAUUAUGAUAAAGAGUAAAAACAUACAACAUGAUUUGAAUAAACUUUCAUAAAAUCUGCAGGGGAGUUAACCUUCAGUAUGUUUGGUUUGAAACAUCUAAAUUGAGCUAUUGAUGAUGAGGGGCAAUAUUAUUAGGUAACAGAUUUCUAAGGGGGGGAAUAAACUUGUUGUCUUGUAAGUAAUUGAUUUGCACUGUAGAGCACAGUAAUUCUAACCGAACUAAAAUUGAAUAAGAUGCUAAAUGUAAAGAAAUUUUAAUUACAUAACAUUUUAUUUCAAAUGUAUUACAAUAUGAACUAUUCCUGUAAUAUAAUGUAGUAAUGACAGGCCUGUCCAACAGAUAGGCCAAUCAAGUGCAUUGUUACACAGGCCUGUCCAAACAGAAAGGCCAAUCAAGUGCUUUGUUACACCAUAUAUGCACAGCAUAAAUAGGAAUUCUUACACCUACCUUGUAUGAAGUCAGAUAUAUGCAUUUCACACCUUUUAAGAUAAAUGCACUUUCAGUAUUUGCACCAUGUGAUGUUCCAGUAGAAAUCAUAUUGGAUCCAAUCUUAUAUCAAUUUAGCCUUGUUUUCAUUUCCAGAGUACGAAAAUCAAUAUAAAAUCUAUAUCGCACCCCAUCUAGUCUCUUUUUCUUUCUUUUUAAGAGUCAAAAAUCCAUGUCUAAUCAUCUUUGUAAUUGAAGUACCGGUAAUAAAGUUCUGAUGUCAAGAAAUGGUGGUGUGAAAUAAAGAGGUCAUUUAACAUUGUGGAGAACAAUACUGAUCCUAUUGGACUUGUACACAGCUGCAAUAACCAUAUCAGACUUGGCUAGCAGCUCGUUCCAAUAUAGUAUUAACAGCUGUUUACACAUCCAAUAGUUCAGUAUUGUACUCAACAAUGUAUAAUAACCUCAUGAUAUAUCAAUAAAUCAAAUGGUGCCAGGAAUAUUACUUCUAUACUCGAUGUAGUUCACUUAGCACAUUAUAAGUAUUUAAUCUGUCGAAGAAUAUAACUGAAAUACAUUGUAUUGUUAAACUGGCUUGGAACGUAAUAAUAAAACAGGCAGAUUACUUCUUUUUUUUAUUAAAAGACAUCAUUUGGCUUGUGUAUAUAAUUAAAUUUUAUACAUUUAAUUAUAUUACAUUUAAUUAAUAAUAUCCAUCAAUAUCAUUCUUAAAUUAAGAUCCAGGUACAGGCUACUGAUAUUAACAAUGAAUAGAAAUUGUGAAAUAAAAAAAUGGAAAAAAAAAAUAAUAUUGUUAAGGUAUCUCAAUGAAGUAUUAAGCUUCCCACCGUUACAUUUUAUUAUUAUUGUUUCAUUUUGUUUGUAUAUGAAAUAUUUGUUAUUUUGUCAUAUGAAUUGAAUAAAGCUGCUUUAUU